Seriola aureovittata is the source of this 10483-nucleotide messenger RNA. Its product is annotated as von Willebrand factor D and EGF domain-containing protein. Lineage: Eukaryota; Metazoa; Chordata; Actinopteri; Carangiformes; Carangidae. Gene Ontology annotation, molecular function: calcium ion binding. The coding region runs from base 2628 to 8960 and encodes 2110 amino acids. The transcript has 33 exons. The record is from RefSeq and is a predicted model, not a curated record.
ACACACACAGUCUGUAUUAAAAGCUUAAAACUGACUCUUCUUCACAGCAAACUGACACUGUAUCGGCGACACCUCGUCGUUUGGGAAAUGUCCCGUAAUCGAACUCGACGGAGUGAGAAAACCGGCGCCGGAGGUUCAGAGGUCACACAGUAUUGUGAUCUACAGUAUGGAGGUGUAACCUGACCUCAGCGAGGCCUGCGCGCUGUGAAUCCCGAACACGGUUUCCGUAUGACGCCGACGAACCGACUUCUAGAGCCUCACGAACACGACGCCUCGCCUUCAGAGACGACUGUGAAGACGUGCGGGUCGAGCCGAUUGACCCCUGACCCCUCCUGCCCUCGACCUUCGCAGAUGCUGAAGGAUCAUUUUCGGUCCAUCGUCGUCUAUGCCGAAACAAAUAUGUGGCGUUUAAGACAUGAGGUUCUCGUUUGUGUCUUCCACAUGAGCUGCAAAUUAGCUUGUUGUUUCUUCUCUCAGAAAGACCGACGUAAACAAAGCAACCGGCAAAUAUGUUUUUAACCCCCCCCCCACUCUGAAAAAUCACAUGUCGUGUUAAACACACAAGGGCACCACAUAUUACAGCCUUUUUCCAACUCGUGCGAUUGUAAGCAAACAUGUCACGACUGCAUGUGUCGACUCGUGUUUUUUUGUUUUUUUCAAGAGCGCACUGGAGCUGCCGACAUGCCUCGUGCAUGUUCCUCCCUUGCCUUUCUCGCAGUAAAAGAGGAUGUGUGACAUCUGGAAGCGCUCAGGAGGCAGGACUCUAACCCCACCCCACCCCCCCCCGUCGUUUCUUAGGGCACAAACAUCAAAGCAGGCGCGCGAGAUAAUGUUUUCUCUCAAAGGUGCUUCAGCGGCGAGCCCCCGCAGCCUCACACCGGCCUAAUGUGGAUGAUGAGGCACUUUCGGACACGUAUAGGACAGGUGUGAAAAGGCUGAGAUACGGGACAAACUGGAAGUAGCUGGAAAGUUUUUCUGCAGCAUCUUAUCAAACACUUCUUACCUCCUUGACUCCUACACAGUCUAUUUAGUAGUUGUUCCAGAGCUUUCGGCUGUUUCACAAAAUCUGCUCUCAUUCUGCAUAAAAACAAAAAGCUAAAAGGGGUUUUCUGGUUCAGUGACAGCUGAGGUUCUUGAUGUGAUGUAUUUCCCGUUGAGCGAGGUGACCGAGGGGUCAACCUGAAGUAUAAACCGAUCAGCGUUAAGCUACAGAGAGGAAGACAGUGUGAUUGGGUAAACGGGUAAAAAAAGAAUUUGGAUUUUUUUUGUGUUAAAACAGUCUGAGGUUAAACCUGGACUGAAAAAUCCAGAAUGCACAUGACAUAAGUGUGUGGUUCCAGUUUAAGCAAGCUUUUAUUUUGUGGUUUAAUUAAUCACACCUCAUUUCCUAUCUUUUUUUUCUUUUUUUUUUUUUUUUUUUUUUUUUUUUUUGCUGUUAUGUGUCGAUUGAGACUAAAUAAAACUAACUUUAAAGUUAAGGCCUCAGUAUGCUUCGUGUGAAUCAUCCGACGUGACGGUCUGAGACUUUCUCACAGCGCCGUGUUGAGGGUCUUGAUGAGAAGGCGAGUGCAGAACACCUGCUGCUGCUCUCAGGUCUCUUAUUUAGUGGAAAGGUAUGUCCCUUCCUCCCUGAAGCCUCCGGCACCUGAUAUUUACUCCACAGCGCGGAGGCCGACCUCCUCCGUUUCAGCUCCGCGGGUUCUCGCUUCCCCCCGCGGUGAAACCUUGUCAGCCACAAACUGUUUCCAGUCUCAUGAGGAGCUAAUGAACUGAGUGAGCAGAUUAGGCCUUUUCAGCGGUUGGUGUUUAGAAGGGCCGUCCUGUCUUUUGGUCGAUAAUUGGUGUAAUUAAAAAAAAAAAACAUCUUUGGAAACGUUUUUUCAGCUGAGUGCUGAAGAACAGGUCUGGGCGAACAUCUGUGUAUUUUUUUUUUGUGUGUCUACGUUUGUGUGUUUAAGAUGAACGUAUGUUUAUAGUUUCUUUUUGUAAAAGUACAUUAAAUAGCAGCAUAAGAAGAAAAUCGGCAGCUUAAACUCAAACAACUAAAGUUUACAUCGUUUUUUAAUAAAGUCUUUCACACCUGUUAAUAAUUCAUUUCUUGCGCAUCGUUUCAUUCUCACGUUUUCUCUGAAUUAACACUCCCUUCCUCUCCAGAUGUUGACCGCUGUUUCAUGUAUAGUUCGUGUAUACGCAGUGUAGUAACAUGUACAGAGACUCGGUUCCUGUUUAUUUUCUCUCCUUGGAGACUGAAUGUGAUGCUUUUAUUUUGACGCUAUAUAUCUUCAUCUGUGUCUUGCGGUUUUACAGCAGUGACUCUGGAGGCUUUUCCGCUCGGACUCUGACAGUUGGGAUGGAUCCGUCAUUGAUGUGAUUUGUUGGGCCCACCUACAGGAACUGACUCUGCAGCGCUUGGUCCCCUCCUCCCUAAUCUUCUCUCUUUGUCAUCUCGCGCUGCGCGCCGGGAAAAGUCUCCAGCGAACUUAAGCCUCUUAUUCUGUAAUUGCCGGACGGAAGUGAGGAGAUAAGUGCAGUUUGUGCCACUUUUGAGAUUUCGUUUCUCCAGGCUGUCAAUGGGACCGGACGACUGAGGCGAGUCCGUUGCAUCACUUCACCUCGGAGCCGCAGCGAUGGACUGUCGCGCAUACGGUUCGGUGCGCCUCCCGUUCCCUGGAUAUUUACGCAUCGCGCUGCUGUGGCUGCUGCAACUACAAGCGUUCGCGCAACAUGCUGCCCAGAGUUCACCUCACUCGGCGCCAGAGUGUUCCCCAGAAGGCCAUCAGACUUUGCAUAAUCCCUACCGGAGCGUCGACUUCGACUCCACAGAGAUCCAGAACACCGCCAUCCAGGAUCUGAUCUGUGACCACUCGAUGUCCCCGGGCUGGUACAGAUUCAGGAUCGACAACAAGCCGGCGGAGAUGCCGACCAGCUGUGUUGAGAUGAACCGCUGUGGCACACAGGCUCCGGUGUGGCUGUCGCUGAAGGACGCCUCCCUGCCGCGGCCCGGCCAGGUGCGCCAGCUCUCCGCCUGCGCCACCUGGCAGUUCUUCCACGGCAGCGCCAAAGACUGCUGCCUCUUCCGCAUCCCCAUCUCGGUGCGGAACUGCGGCGACUUCCUGCUCUACUACCUGCAGCCCACGCAGGGGUGCAUGGGAUACUGCGCUAAAGUUGCUCCCGAUUCGGCACCAAGACUUUGCCCACCGGGUGAGCUGGAAGUCAACGGCCGAUGCGAAGUUGCCGUCCCGUCCCUGCCCUCCCGGCCGGUGAUCGCUCCGGAGCUGAUCGGCCACAGCGUCCGCCUCAGGUGCUCCUUCAUCCCACCGCCGUGGAGCCAGCCGCUGGGCUUCCAGGUGGUUUGGGCCAGACACAUCGGCCACAGCAUGAAGGCUGAGAUCAGGCAGGAAUCCACGCUAAAGCCCUUCUCUCUGGUGGAGAUGGAUGGCGUUCACUUCAGGCUAGGAGAAACGUUCUCCUGCAGCGUGGCCACUGUCAGAGCCAACUCCAGCACAGACAGAUCUCCCCCAAAGGAAAGUGAGAGUUUCUAUGCCGGACUGAAGUUCUCUCCAGACUCGCUCCACAUAGCGGAGAACAGGAAGGAGCACGAGGUGACCGUGCACAGCACCGUGCCCGUCCCCUGCUUCUCCCCCGACGGCGGCCACCAGUGUGGAGUCCCUUUGGCUCUGAGCGUCCACGACCCAGACGGUCUCGGACACGAGGCCUCCAAUGUGGCGCUGUCCGCCUGCCAGGUGGAGCUCCGGCCUAACGCCUGCAGCGAAGGCAGCUGCGGUCGGGCGACGUUUUUUGUCACCGCUGUCACCGAUUUCACACGAGAUGGGAACCGUCCGAGUCUGGUCGGUGCUCUGCCCGCACUCGGCGCACCGCGACUCUGGAGGAGCUACGUCCCAGUGUCCCUGAAAGUCACGGUCCAGGACGUUCCUACUUCCAUCUGCUACUCUCUGACUGACCCGCAUGUCAUUACAUUGGAUGGCAGGCGUUAUGAAAACCACCAGACUGGCACCUUCGUCCUCUACCGGAGCCUCGUCAGGGAUUUCGAGGUGCAUUCUCGCCAGUGGGACUGUGGCGGCCGACGCUACGCUGUCGCUUGUAACUGCGGCGUUGCGGUGCGAGAGGGAAAUGAGGUUGCCGUCUUUGACAUGUGCGAUGGUCAGCCGCAGGAGACCAGGCCGCAACUCGCCCUGAAGAACGUCGGUGACGAGGAGGGCGCUCGGGUCAGGGUCCUGGAGUCCCACCGGGGGAAGAAGGUCACCUUGCUCUUUCCCUCCGGAGCCUUUGUUAGGGCAGAUGUUGGUGAUUGGGGGAUGAGCCUGUCCGUUCGGGCGCCCAGCGUCGACUACGGCAACACACGAGGCCUCUGCGGCACCUUCGACCGCAAUGGCAACAAUGACUUCCGCAGCUCUGAUGGUCUCUCCUAUGGCCCCGAUGACCUGCAUCGCUUCAUAGAGGACUGGAGGAUAGCUCCAGGUGAGAGUUUAUUUGACAGGACGCCCCAUGGGACGGCACAGGAGUUCAGGAGGCCGUUCUGUCAGUGCCAGCAGGGAUACAGCACUUCUCAUCACGCUAGCAGCGGGAUGAGGAACCUCUACGAUCCUUCCGCUCACUCCGCCUGCAUAUCUUACAAUAAUGUGGAUUACACAUCUGUGUUCCCGUCCAUGGACACCACAGUGGAAUACAUCAAGAGUCCAGAAAGAGAGGAAAGCAUCCUGGAUACAUCUGCCUUUAUCAGUCAUCCUCCGGAGAGGAGGCACAUUGGGUUUCACCAUGAGGACAAUCCAAAAAGUGAUGGUGAUCUUGAGUUAGACGGUGAGUUCGAGGAGGAUCAUCUGCUUUCCGUCGACAGGCAGAGGAGACAGGCGUCAUUUGAAUUCCGGCCUGUCUUUGCUGCUCAAAGCUUCACUCAGGCUGAUCUGGAGAAAUUCGCUUACUUUUUCCCCGAGGAUCACCUGGCAGAGGCCCGACCGGAGGUGCGACCCCGGUGGCCCACGCCGAGCGGCCUUACCUCGGCCAAAGCUCUGGAGGUGUGCCGGAUGGCUUUGGCCGACUCCACCGUCGGCGCGGUGUGCCGGGGGCUGCUGGGACGCCGCCUGGACGAGGCGGUGGAUCUCUGCAUCCUGGACCUGCAGCUCAAAGACGAUUUGGGCUGGGACGAGGCUCUGCUGCCGUACCUGGAGAAUGAGUGCGAGAGACGGUUGCUGGAGAACCGGACCCAGAGAGCUUUGGAGGUGGCAGGUCCUCCGGGAGCGUACGGGGAGGUGAUGAUGGCUCUGCGCUGCCCAAACUUCUGCAAUGGAAAUGGGGAGUGUACGGAAUGGGGCUGCCAGUGUUACCCCGGCCACAGCUUCUACGACUGCAGCCUGGCCAUCGGCCAGCCAGUGGAGAUAACAGAUCUUGAGAACGGUGGACUAUGUGACAUCCGAUCCUUUGAUUGUCGCAACGUCCGAGUCUUCGGCCUCGGCUUCGUCGACUCUCCGGACCUCAGCUGUCACGCCACUAGACUGAAGUACAUGAACGGGGUUUGGGUUGCGGGGGAAAAACAGAGAACAAAAGCCACCUUCCUCAGCUCCAAAGCUUUAGACUGUGCCGUCCCAUCCUUGAGCAACACCGCCGUCAAUACAGAGGAUUUCAUGAUGGAUGACAAACCAUACGCACGCUGGGAGAUUAAGGUGACCAAUGAUGGCUCCCAGUACAGCCAGGCCAAGGUUCUGACAAUCUACGACGGUGUUUGCCAGGUCUGCGAGGCCUCGCGCUCAGGACUCUGUAAGUUAAAGGAGCGGACGUGUAACAUCGAUGGGAUGUGUUUUGCAGAGGGAGACUCCAAUCCCAGCAGCCCCUGCCUCCUCUGUGACCCGGACACCUCCCAGUUCACCUGGUCUGUGAACCAAGUCAACGCGCCCCCGGCCUUCCACCGGCCUCAGAGCAACCUGCGAACAUUUGCCGGGGAGAACUUCGUCUUCCAGUUUGCUGCGUCGGACCCCGAAGGCUCGGCGCUCCUCUUCCAACUGGAGGAGGGUCCGGGGGGCGCUGUCCUCUCCCCCGCCGGUCUCCUUAUCUGGAGGGUCCCGGUGCUUCCGGAGGAGAGGGGGCGUCGCUCGAGACGCUCGUUCCGCUUCGCGCUGUCCGACGAGUGCAACGCCCAGAGCACCUUCACUGUGGAGAUUGAUGUGGUGCCGUGUGGCUGUCAAAAUGGAGGCACUUGUGUGACGGAUGUCAACUUCCCCGCCGGCAGCGGGAAAUACCUGUGUGUGUGCCCUGAGGGGAAACGGGGAGAGCGCUGCGCCGAGGACGUGGACGAGUGUUUGUCGGCUCCGUGCACCGUCGGCAAGUGCGUCGACACGGCCGGCGGGUACAGAUGCGAGUGUCCUGCAGGGCUGAGAGGUAUCGCAUGCCUGGAAGACAUCAACGAAUGUGAGAGAAAACCCUGUUUCCCAGGAGUCCAGUGCUUCAAUAGCUUUGGCUCCUAUGGCUGCGGCCCCUGCCCCAAAGGCAUGGUGGGAAAUGGGACGAAAUGCACGGCAGUCCUCAGGCCGGCCACCGUCACUCCCGCAUCCGCUCCUCGUACAACGGUCUACAAGAUACCAGAUGUUCCGCUGCAACCUCCCAAAAUAAAGACAGACACUUUCCGGAAGACCUCGAGCGGUAGCUCCCCACAGACGAGGGCUGAGGCGGGGAGGACGAUUCCAAGAAUUGACCCGGGCCGAUCGCAAGCUAAGACCGCCGCUUGGAGAAAGACUCCGGGAAUUAGCCCGAAUCCAACCCUGACAAAGGUGGAAACCAGCGAGAGCGUCACAGCGGUUGCAUCAAGCGUCUCCCAAACAACGACAGACGCUUUGAGAAAAACCCAAGGAAUUAACCUCAGCCCAUCCAGCAGCAACACAAACACUAUGAAGAACAGCUCAGGAAUGACAUCAGACCAAGUCGAGCCUGAUCAGCCCAAAAUCAGCAACACUAUUAUCAAGACACCGACAGCAGCGGGAAAUGGCGGACCGGCUGCAGGAUCGGUUCAGAUUCUGGCCGCCGACGCGGCGGCUACGUGUGCCGGCAGGCCCUGCUUCCCCGGGGUUCAGUGCAUCAACCGCAGGCCGCCACACGUCGGCUACGUCUGCGGCCGCUGCCCGCCCGGCCUUUACGGCAAUGGACGUGUCUGUAUGAAGAACGCCAAGGCGGCAUCCAAUCACCUCCCUCGGCAGCAGACAGUCAGCAAGACCGGCCGAUCCCCGCACGGAGGUGGCAGCAAAGUCUCCCAGCUCCACCUGCCCGACCUGCCCAGCAGACACGCCAUCAAACACCUGUCCUUGUCUGUCACCAGACCCAAUCAAGAUAAUGCACCACGCCAGGUUUCCGCAUCAGGCAGGGGAGGUGGUACUGGCCGGAGAGAGGCGGUCACUGCUUCCAGAGUUGUUACAAAAACAUUAGUGAGCCCCUUGCAUGUCACUGCGAACACUCACAUCAUCCACCACAGCACCAACUCUAGAUCAGACGCCAGGACACACGCGAGAACUAGCAUCACUGCCUCCAGAGAGUUUGUCGUCCCCCAUGCGACUGUCUCCAAGUCUGAAGCAGCACUGACGGGUGCCACGCCUCUGAAGGUAACUCCUCCUCCUCCUCCUCCUCCUCCUCCUCCUCGUGAAGUGACACAGUCCAAACAGGCGACCCAGCCUCAGCUCAACCACCUGGCAUCCACCCAGGCCAAACCCUGGACCCCUCCGAGACCUGUCCUCCCACUUACAGCGGCCCUCACCGCUCUGUCCUACUCUCUGUCCGAGUCGGAGUUCUCAGCAGACGGAGACGAGGCUGAGCCUGGGUCAGAAAGCUCAGAGAUGCUGCAGGUGGUCCCGGCGUUGGCCUUCACAACACCAGGCAAGACGGUCUACAGCUCCCCGCAACAGAGAGCCACCCCCGUCCGACCAGGUGUUAGGAGUGGUACCACGGCCGACAAACAGGCGACGACCUGCGCUGACCUUCCGUGCUUCCCUGGCGUCCAGUGUGAACCGACCGUGGAUGGGUUCAGCUGUGGGAGGUGUCCCGUAGGAUACACUGGUGACGGACGCGCCUGUCGAGCCGUCUGCAGACAUACAUGCGGCAGGAACAUGGUGUGUGCUGCGCCAAACACCUGCCGCUGCAAACCAGGCUACACUGGAUUAGACUGUCAAACAGCCAUCUGUGAUCCAGAGUGUAUGAACGGGGGCGCCUGCAUCGCUCCGGGUGUGUGUCGGUGUCGGAGAGGCUUUCAUGGAGAGACGUGUCAGGAAGCUCUGUGCAGGUCGCCGUGUGAGAACGGAGGCACCUGCGUGGGACUGCAGACUUGCUCCUGUCCUUAUGGGUUUGUCGGACCUCGGUGUGAAACCAUGGUGUGUAGCCGCCACUGUCACAACGGAGGCCAGUGUGUGUCUCCAGAUGAGUGCAGGUGUCUUUCAGGCUGGAAUGGACCAUCCUGUGACACUGCUCUCUGCUCUCCCGUCUGUCUGAACGGAGGCUCGUGUGUCCGGCCGAACAUCUGCGAGUGUCCUCGUGGUUUCUACGGAGCACAGUGUCAGAACGCCGUCUGCAGUCCUCCCUGUAAGAAUGGUGGUGUCUGUAUGAGGAACAACAUCUGCUCCUGUCCGCAGGGAUACACCGCGAGGCGCUGCGAGAAAAGUGUGUGCGAGCCCAUGUGUAUGAACGGCGGCAGGUGUGUCGGUCCAGAUGUUUGCGAUUGCCCGUCAGGCUGGCGAGGGAAGAGAUGUGAUAAACCCAGCUGUCUGCAGAAGUGUUUGAAUGGAGGGGAGUGUGUGGGUCCCAACACCUGCCACUGCGCACCGGGGUGGCAAGGCAUGCUGUGCCAGAUCCCCCUCUGUGAACAGAAGUGUCUGUACGGCAGUCGAUGUGUCCGACCUAAUGUCUGCGCCUGCCGGAGCGGAUACUCAGGUUCUCUCUGCUCCGGGAGGCUCCCUAUCGCCCAAGGUUAAGAUCCAAUCAGAACCAGCAAACACCGAUCAAUACAGACAAACCCUUUAGGUCAUCCAGAGCCAUCGGCACAGAGUAUCAUCAAGAGAAAAAACCAGAGGGUCUUAAUUCUCUCCACUGGAUUACACUGCAAAGUUCAAACUCCAGGAAAUCACUCAAAUUCUUUUCAAACCAAGCCCAGUAAAGUCUGAGUCCAAAAGUCAGUUUCGUCUCUGUGUGUCCAGCACAGGACCUGGCUCAGCACUUAAACUGGAAACAGAGGGGAAACUACUUUUGUGCUUAUUGCAGUUACUUCUUGACCGACUGUCCCGCAUCUCUAGCUGCGGCAAGGGUUGUCAGUGUAUAAAUUCCAAUACUGCCAAACUGUUAGAACAUGGUUUUCACAGUUUCCCCUUGCUUCCAGUCUUUGUGCUAAGCUAGGCUAAUGAGACACUGACAGACAGAGAUAAAGACUUUUUUUAUUUACUUUUGCUACACAUGUAUUCUGCAGACAGGAAAUGGGGGAAACCUGAAUUUCACCAUUUAGUAUUCGGCACACGGUUCUUCCUUCAUCGGUAACAUUGAUCAUUUUGAAUCUGCAGUGGAGGUCGUUCUCUCCUCUAGAACACUUUAUACGUUUCGCUGUAAACGCCAUCCUGUUCAGGUUCUACACUUCAAACCCAAACCUCUGUAUGAGUAUUUAUUUAUUUGGUUGUUUUAUACUGUCCUAUAUUUCUUGUUGUAUAUAUCUUAAUCACUGUAUAAUCUAUAUUAUUUCUUAUUAAAGCAUUGUUUAUUGGUUGUUUUGUCAGAAAACAAAUAAAAAACCUAUUAAGGUAUUGAUUUCUUCACAUUUCGUUUAAGGUAUGGAGAGCGGCUUUAAUUAUUUAGACUUAUUUUUUUAAAACUGUUAAUAAUUUUUUAAGGUUUGUUGAACUGAAGCUCUGUGGUCAAACUUGAUAUUUGCAUUCUUUGGUGUGGAAUGAACCGAAAGACGGAUACUUUUGUGUUUGGUUUGUUCGGUGACAACUGAAGUCAACCAGGAUUCGGGUGAAGUCAAAUGACUAGUUCCAUGUUGAGACUAUGUGUUUUUCCCUUUUGCGAAGGUCUGUGUGUUUGAAUAGAUGAUCAUAGAGUCAUACAAUUUGAUGUGAUGAGACACAGGCUACACGUUGGAGUCUGAUCAAUCACGGCUUGUGAUUGUACUGUGUCAUGAACACAAUUGUCAAACUCAAUGAGAAAAGACACAAAAUUCUGACAUGCUAGUUUUUUUUUGUUAGGAAAUUUUCCCAAGUGAAGUUUGGGUUUUCCCCUAUCUUAAACUAACCCUAUCCAUGUGAGCGGAUGAUAACACCCAAAGGUGGUGUGUUGCAAAGAGGAGGGGCCCCAGCACCAAGCCUUAGGGCGCCCCUGUGGGGAGGCAAUGGGAUAUAGACGUGUGCUGUGAAAACAUAUCAGAGAGUACGGAUGCAGGAUGUGGAAGUUCGAUGUGUUAAAGGCUGCUGAUUGGUCCGGCAAGAUCAGAAGUGAGGACUGAGCUGCAGCC